UUUGAGUUUACGGUCAGGCUGGCCCGACGUUUCCUGUGUGGGUACAGUGGACUAUGUAGUUUUCUGCUCUUACAGAAACCCUGGGUGCGCAGCAACUUUCUGGAGCGAGGGGGCGCGGUCCCUGAGCACACCAACCCUUUGACAGGUCCUCGCGAGCUAUCCCGACAUGGAUGGAGAUUGGAGAUUCUAAUCUUUCUCUCCAUACUUCGUCGCCGGAGCCCUGCGUCGAGAUUAUGACCUGACAGCGCUUUGACAGACUUAUUUUCGAGGGAUUAAUCGAGACGGGGACUAAAACUUUAGACAGUGAACUUUCAGGAACAGAAGAAAAUGAAUAGAGACUAUUGCUUACAGUUCUUAUCAUCAAGGUGCAAAGUAGUUGAAAGAUAAUGAAUUAUAUUUCAAGCGAAUAGAACAGAAAAUUCAGUAGUCUGCCUAGCCCACGUCAAGUGGAUGCAUGUUUGAUUCUUUUUCGAGUCUUAGUGCGAUUAGUUUAUCCCAUAUCACCAAUGCAAACACAGAACAACUUAUUUGAAAAGUAGCCUAUGCAUUACAUAGCUAUGCAACAGGAACGUUUGUUGAAAGUCCUUGUGAUAGGAGAUUUAGGUGUCGGUAAGACGUCUAUUAUUAAGCGCUAUGUCCAUCAGAUCUUCUCUCAACACUACCGCGCCACUAUAGGAGUGGAUUUUGCACUAAAAGUGCUGAACUGGGACCAGCAGACUGUCGUGCGCCUACAGCUAUGGGAUAUUGCUGGGCAGGAGCGCUAUGGUAACAUGACGCGCGUGUACUACCGGGAGGCGGUGGGCGCGUUGGUAGUCUUCGACAUGACCCGUUUCUCCACUUUCCAAGCAGUUCUCAAAUGGAAAGGUGACCUGGACGCCAAGGUGGCGCUCUGUAAUGGCCGCCCCGUGCCGGUAGUCCUGCUGGGAAAUAAAUGUGACCAACAGCGCUAUGGCCUCUGCUCGAAACUGCCCAAGCUGGACACGUUCUCCCGCGAGCAAGGCUUUGUUGGCUGGUACGAGACCUCUGCCAAGGAUGAUACAAACAUCGAAGCAGCAAUCACGUGCCUGGUGGAGAACAUUAUGUCAAGCAGUACAGAUAACGUGCCUGCGGACUCAGACCCCAACGUAGUCAUCCUACCUUCCUUCGACUACAACCUCCACGAGAGAGGAGGUCCGAGCUGCUCUGGAUGCUCUAAGCUCCUACCAACAAACAGAAGAGACCGGAGGGAGUGAACAAAUAGACAGAGAGAGUGGGAGAGAGAAGAAG
Molecule: messenger RNA, 1266 nt
Organism: Clupea harengus (Atlantic herring)
Lineage: Eukaryota; Metazoa; Chordata; Actinopteri; Clupeiformes; Clupeidae
Product: ras-related protein Rab-38
Biological process (GO): endosome to lysosome transport; phagosome-lysosome fusion
Cellular component (GO): late endosome; phagocytic vesicle; lysosome
Molecular function (GO): GTP binding; GTPase activity
Source: RefSeq, a predicted model, not a curated record